AUGGCACCAUUCUUCGGCCUUCGAGGCAACAGCCUCAACAUCGCCGCUCUCCUCAGCGUAGUAAUGCCUGCAAUCAUGACAUUCGGGUACAACCAGUCCUUACUCGGAGGAAUGCUGACAUUUUCCACCUUCGAGAAACAAUUCCCUUUAAUCGACACCUUUCAUGCACGUGCCUCAGAGAAGAGCCAUAAAUCUACUAUUCAAGGCACUGUCACCGCCCUAUAUGCCGUUGGCGGUCUCUUUGGAGCCGUUUCGUGCAUUUGGCAGGGUGAUACCCUAGGCCGUCGACGGGUUAUCAUGAUUGCGGCUGUGAUUCAGAUCAUCGGCGCUAUUCUCAUGACCAGCGCCUUCAGUUUAGCGCAGCUUAUCGUCUCUCGCAUCCUGGUCGGAAUGGGGACCGGCGGCCUUUUAGCUACCGUCCCUGUUUGGCAGUCUGAGAUAUCGCCUGCUAGUAAGCGUGGAGCUCACGUCGUUACUACGGGUGUUUUCAUUGGUAUGGGAUUGUCUUUGGCGUUGUUUGUGGACCUGAGUCUCUCUUUUGUCCAUGGCAGUCUUUCAUGGCGCUUUCCGUGUGCCUUCCAGAUUUUGCUGUCUUUGAUGGUGCUUGUAUUUGUCAACUUCAUGCCGGACUCCCCUCGUUGGUUGGUCCGACAAAACCGAGUACCCGAAGCUCGCGAAAUUCUGGCCGUAUUGGAUGAUGUGGAUACAACUUCUCCGGAGAUUGAAGCCGAGAUUCGAGAUGUCCAACAUUCCCUGGAGCUGUCUGGAUCAAUAUCUGUGCGCGAGAUCUUUUCAAUGGGCCCUCAGAAGAUCCUCUAUCGGACCAUUCUUGCUUGUUCAGUUCUGAUGUUUCUUCAAUUAACCGGUGUCAACGCCAUCACUUUCUACACAACUACAAUCUUCCAAAAGAACCUCCUCCUAGACUCCCUCACCUCCCGAAUCCUAGCAGCAAUCUACCAAGUCGUCAGCCCUAUCGGCGGCAUCGUCGCCAUCUACACAAUCGAACGCUUCGGUCGACGCGGAUUAAUGCUAAUCAGCGCCGCCGGAAAUGCCGUUUGUCUCGCCCUCGUAGCCGGUCUCGGUUCCCAACCACACAAUAAACAUGCCAUUGACGGCGCUGUGUUUUUCACAUUCUUUUUCCAUUUCACUUACGUCCUCGGAUUCGGUGGGAUUCCUUUCUUAUAUGCUACUGAAAUCGCACCCCUUCGUCUACGAGCAGCCAUUAGUGGUUUGGGAGUCGCUACAUUCUGGGCAUUUAACUUCUUAAUGGCUGAAGUUACCCCCGUGGCUUUUAACGCCAUGACAUGGCGAUAUUUUAUUAUUUUCGCAGGGUUGAACGCGCUCAUGAUGCCGAUUAUUUAUUAUUUCUUCCCAGAAACUGCGGGAAGAAAUCUAGAAGAAAUAGAUGAGAUCUUUGCCCUGUCCGAGACGAUUCUAGAUCCUGUUCGUGUCGCAAAACGGCUUCUGCACCGGCACGUGGGGGACUCGGAGCCGCAUGAGAGAGAUAUCGAGAAGAUAAGUAAGGAUUUUAAACGGGCGCAGGAUUCGGAGCGAGAUGUAACCUUUGCGCAGGUGGAGCGUGCUGAUGAGUGA
Molecule: messenger RNA, 1593 nt
Organism: Talaromyces stipitatus ATCC 10500
Lineage: Eukaryota; Fungi; Ascomycota; Eurotiomycetes; Eurotiales; Trichocomaceae
Product: sugar transporter, putative
Exons: 2
Coding region: 1-1593 (530 amino acids)
Biological process (GO): transmembrane transport; carbohydrate transport
Cellular component (GO): membrane
Molecular function (GO): carbohydrate:proton symporter activity
Source: RefSeq, a predicted model, not a curated record